Molecule: messenger RNA, 1070 nt
Organism: Mirounga angustirostris (Northern elephant seal)
Lineage: Eukaryota; Metazoa; Chordata; Mammalia; Carnivora; Phocidae
Product: acyl-coenzyme A synthetase ACSM4, mitochondrial-like
Exons: 6
Coding region: 45-614 (189 amino acids)
Biological process (GO): acyl-CoA metabolic process; fatty acid biosynthetic process
Cellular component (GO): mitochondrial matrix
Molecular function (GO): fatty acid ligase activity; fatty-acyl-CoA synthase activity
Source: RefSeq, a predicted model, not a curated record
UAAUUUGUGCUAAUCAGAAAGGACAAGAAAUUAAAUCAGGCUCUAUGGGGAAAGCAGUACUACCCUAUGAUGUCCAGAUUAUAGAUGAAAAUGGCAACAUCCUACCACCUGGCAAAGAAGGGGAAAUUGCCCUCAGACUAAAAUCUACACGGCCCUUCUGUUUCUUCUCUGAAUAUGUGGACAAUCCAGAGAAAACUGCUGCCACAGUAAGAGGGGAUUUUUAUGUCACUGGAGACAGAGGAGUGAUGGACAGUGACGGGUAUUUCUGGUUUGUCGGCAGAGCUGAUGAUGUCAUCAUAUCCUCUGGGUACCGAAUUGGGCCGUUUGAAGUGGAGAGUGCGCUAAUUGAACACCCAGCAGUUGCUGAAUCAGCUGUUGUCAGUAGUCCGGAUCCAAUCAGAGGAGAGGUAGUGAAAGCUUUUGUUGUCUUAUCUGCACCCUUUAAAUCAUCCAACCCAGAGAAAUUAACUCUUGAACUUCAGGAUCAUGUGAAAAAAUCAACUGCACCUUACAGCUAUCCAAGAAAGGUGGAAUUUGUUCCAGAACUCCCGAAGACAAUCACUGGGAAAAUCAAACGCAAUGUUCUGAGAGACCAUGAAUGGGGUCGAACAUAGCCUAAUAAGAAACUAUGGCAUUAAGUAGUUAUAGGCUUGCUUUCAUUGAGUCCUUGCUUCCUGAUAAUUUAGUGAUUACUCUCUUACAAUGCUGAAGGUUUUUCCUGGUUGAAAAACUCAAUUUUUUUGUUCUGUACUUAGCAAAAUAUUAAAUAAAUGAAUAUCCAAAAAUAUUUGGGAAGAAAACGCUUAUGAUGACCAAACUGACAAAGGCAAUGAUUUUAAUGACUUGCAGGGUUUAAAAUAGCAAAUAAUUACUUAGAAAAGCACAGUGGACAAUGAAUUUAUCUUGUGCCUGAUUAAGUCAAAAUAAAGAUUAGAACUGUUCUAAGAAAAAUGUUCAAGACAGAAUUUCUUCUGCUUAACAUCUUGUAUUACUACUUCUCUAAAGUGAAUUAAAGGGGUGCCUGGGUGGCUCAGUUGGCUAAGCAUCUGACUCCUGAUCUCUGCUUGGGU